Molecule: messenger RNA, 2387 nt
Organism: Phoenix dactylifera (date palm)
Lineage: Eukaryota; Viridiplantae; Streptophyta; Magnoliopsida; Arecales; Arecaceae
Product: protein SIEVE ELEMENT OCCLUSION B-like
Biological process (GO): phloem development
Source: RefSeq, a predicted model, not a curated record
CCAAGCUCUGCGGCCGCUGCUACUACCGUGCAGCCUUCGUGUCCUUUGUUUUGUGCAGCCGUUCUUGUGGAAAUGGCGACGUCGGCAAUAUCGGCAGCACAGAAGAUGCAACUAAUUAAGGGAGAGCGCCACCUUUUCUCAUCGUCGGACGAUAAUAUUGUGAUGAAGCAAAUCCUGGCCACGCAUUCUCCUGAUGGCCGUGAUGUCGAUGCGAGGCCAUUGUUCCACCUCGUCCAGGACAUCCUGCAACGAGCGACUCCUACUCUUAUAGUGACUCAGAUGGAGGAUGUGGAAGACACAGCACAUCAUCCUGCAGUUGUUGGAAUGCUCGAAGCGCUUGCAUACACCAUCCACAGGAUUUCUAGCGAGAUGAUAUACAAGUGCACCAGUGGCAGUGAUGCCCAUGCAACAACACUGGCCUUGUUCAACAUGUUGUCAAGCUACACAUGGGAUGCAAAGGUUGUCUUAGUCCUAGCAGCCUUUGCAGUGAACUAUGGGGAGUUCUGGCUGACAGCCCAGCUUCAUACUGUCAAUCCCCUUGCGAAAUCUGUGUCUCUACUUAAGCAAGUCCCUGAUAUUAUUGAGCACACUGAUGUUCUUAAGCCGCGAUUCGACACCAUCAACAACCUUAUCAAGGCCAUGGUGGAUGUCACAAGGUGCAUCAUUGAGUUCAGGGAGCUCCCCUCAGAAUACAUCUCCCCCGAGUCCCCGGACAUGUCGGUGGCCAUGGCGCAUAUCCCUACCGCCGCCUACUGGGCCAUUAGAAGUGUUGUAGCUUGUGCUGCUCAGAUCACUAUGCUUAUUGGCCUUGGCCACGAGUACGUGAGCUCCACCACUGAUACAUGGGAAUUGUCGAGUUUAGCUCACAAAGUUGGCAACAUUCAUGAACACCUUACUAAGCAACUUGCCCUGUGCCAUCAACAUAUUAAUGAGAAGAAGCACGUUGAGGCUUAUCAGACACUUGUGCGACUCUUUCAAACUGUCCACAUUGAUAACAUGAAGAUCCUUAGGGCAUUCUUAUACUCGAAGGAUGAUCUUCCCCUCAUUGAUGGUACGAGCAAGAAAAGAGUCGGUGUUGAUGUGCUGAGAAGGAAGAUUGUUAUGUUCUUCAUCUCGGACCUCGACGUCCCCCGUGAAGAACUCUUAGUUCUUGUUCAGAUAUACAACGACACUCACCAAGGGAAGCUCGAGAGGCCCUACGAUAUCGUCUGGUUGCCGGUCGUUGACAGGCACCAUCCAUGGAACAAAACCAAGGAGGAGACCUUCAAUCGCUUGGCAUCCAUGAUGCCAUGGUAUUUGCUGCACGACCCUUCGCUGCUCGACCCAGCUGUGAUCAAAUACGUCAGGGAUGUGUGGCGCUUCGAGAAGAAGCCGGUGCUGGUGGUGUUGGAUCCUCAGGGGAAGGUUGUGUGUCCUAACGCCCUCCACAUGAUGUGGAUAUGGGGCACUCUGGCCUUUCCUUUUACCAGUAACAGGGAGGAGGCUCUUUGGAAUGAGGAGAUUUGGCGGCUUGAAUUCCUCAUCGAUGAAAUCGAUCCUGCAAUACUGGGAUGGAUGGGAGAAGGCCAGUACGUUUGCCUAUAUGGAGGCGAGGACAUCGACUGGAUUCGAAGGUUUACUACACUCCUGAGGCGUGCGGCACAGGAGGCAAAGAUCCCCUUAGAGAUGGUAUAUGUGGGGAAGAGCAAUCCAAAGGAGCGAGUGAAGAAAGUCGUGGCGACGAUCGCUGCGGAGAAGCUCAGUGGCUACUGGCAAGACCCGGUGAUGGUGUGGUUCUUCUGGGUGAGGCUGGAGAGCAUGUGGCACUCCAAGAUGCAGCACGGCAAAACCAUCGAGAAUGACCCCAUCAUGCAAGAGGUGAUGACGAUGCUCACCUUCGACGGCAGCGACGAGGGCUGGGCCCUCAUCAGCCGGGGCUCGGUGGAGAUGGUAAAGGCCCAAGGCAAGAAGCUCAUCGACUGCCUCUCGGAGUUCGACAAUUGGAAAGCAACUGUGGAGCAGGAAGGCUUCAUCCAAGCGAUGACAAAUGCAUUGCUGCCAUACCACACCACUGAGCAUUGCACUCGUCUCAUCCUUCCCGGCGACACCGCCCCGAUCACGGAGAAGGUGGCUUGCAACGAGUGCAAGCGUCCCAUGGAGAAGUUCACCCUCUACAGCUGCUGCAAUGACUGAAACUAUCAUCAGCGUGCAUUACAUUUUCCAGCCUUUGGAAGCUUGAUUGGGUGUGACUCAAGAGCAUGCUUUUUUAGCAGGUCUUGCGUUAGUAACGUUUGAAGUGUUUUGCGUUCUAUGGGAUCAUCGUCCUUGCGAGGUUUUCUCAGUAUUGUAAUGUGUUUUUGUUAUGGACCUAAGAAUAAAAUUUUUCUGCUUUUCUAUGAUAGAUGUAA